This is a messenger RNA of Seriola aureovittata, 1983 nucleotides long. Its product is annotated as excitatory amino acid transporter 3-like. Gene Ontology annotation, molecular function: L-glutamate transmembrane transporter activity; L-cysteine transmembrane transporter activity; glutamate:sodium symporter activity. The transcript has 13 exons. Gene Ontology annotation, biological process: L-glutamate transmembrane transport. Gene Ontology annotation, cellular component: plasma membrane. Lineage: Eukaryota; Metazoa; Chordata; Actinopteri; Carangiformes; Carangidae. The record is from RefSeq and is a predicted model, not a curated record. Bases 138 to 1646 code for a protein of 502 amino acids.
UGUUCUAUCAUCCAAUUUUGCUUUUAAACCAAAAUAGUGGGGCAUUUAUCCUGGCGAACACUGACAAAAAAUCGUCCGUUCAUUUCUGAGGGUCGUUUUAAGUUAAGCUUAAAGUAUUUGUUGUUCACUUAAACCGCAUGAUAAUGGAGGAAUCUGAGGAGGUUAGUGAGGCUAUCAUCGAAGACAGAACCUGGAAGAGGUGCUUGGACCGCAUUGUCCAGAAUAUAGUGCUGGUUUCAGGUCUGGCAGGGUUUGCUAUCGGCAUGAUCAUCACGACCUACGUCCCUCUUUCAGAGCAGGACAAAUUCUACAUUGGCUUUCCAGGGGAAAUACUCAUCAGGAUGUUUCAGAUGGUUUCUAUUCCUCUCAUUGUGACAGCUGUGGUAUCAUGCGUUUCUGAGACAGUUGACAUCCCCACAAAAAUGGCUAGGAAUGUGGCAGUGUACUUUGUCUUGACUACUCUUGUAUCUGUGGCCAUAGGCCUAAUACUGGUAGUGAUGGUGAAGCCGGGCGUUGUCUCUGUGACAGAGGAUGAGAAAAAGUCCUCCAUUGUCUACGUCUUGUUGGAUGUAGCAAGUAACAUGGUGCCGCAUAAUCUGGUUCAGGCUUGCUUCCAACAGUAUCAGACUGACAGGCUGGAGAUGGAAAUUCACACAGCUGAGCCAAAUUCUAGUGUGGAAACGCUUCACACUGAAGUGAGAAUGGUGGGUAACUAUGUUGAAGGGGCCAACAUACUGGGCCUGACUGUGUGCUCCUUCACUUUUGGAAUAGUCCUCAAGGGGAUGGGAGAGAGAGGGAGAAUCAUAUUGAAUGUCCUUUCCAUCAUCAACCAGACCACGAAAUAUGUGGUUAACUGGAUUCUCUGCUACCUUCCAGUUGGGUUGCUGUUUUUGAUCACAAGAUAUGUUGUUGAGGUUCUGGACUUGGAUAGAUUGUACGCACUGGGAAACUUCUUGGCUGUGGUUUUUCUUGGGCUCAUAAUCCAUGCAGCAAUAGUUCUACCAAUUGUCUAUCUGCUGAGUGUGAGACGUAACCCCUGGGUAGUCUUCAGGGGGGUUUAUCCUGCGUUAUGGACUGCACUGCUCACUUCAUCCAGCUCUGCCACCCUGCCGCAGACUUUUCAUUGCUGUGAGCAGAGAAUCUCGAUCAACCGCAGAAUCACUUGCCUCAUGUUGCCCAUUGCAACCAAUGUCAGCAUGAAUGGAACAGUCCUUUAUGAGGUGGUCGCAGCGGUCUUCAUUGCCCAACUCAGCGAAAUCAAUCUGGAGUUGAGACAACUACUCUCCCUUGGAGUGACAUCAGUAAUCUCCACCUUAAAAGCAGUGGGGAUCCCAGCGACCGGAGUGGCGACCACUUUCUUUGUUUUGAGUGCAGUCGGUUUGCCUGCAAUGGAAGCUGCCAUUUUGGUGGUUGUAAAUUGGCUGCUAGACCGCUGCAACACUGUUGUCAAUGUUUGGGGAAGCUGCAUUGCCGUGGCAAUCAUUAACCAACUGUCCAGAGAUGAAAUGGAGAAGCAAGGUGCAAACAGGAGAAGAACUGGCAGUGGUGCUGAGAGGCACGACCAGGAUGCAGAAAUCCCUUCCAGCAGCCAGACCUUUGAGAGUAUUGAAUCCUUUCACUCUGUGUCAGAAGAUUACACUGACUGAGAAAAGGUUUUUCCUCUAAUGAAAAAUUGUAUCAUCCCUUUUUAUUAUUUGUGAUUAUUUGACUUACUUGGUUUCAUAUUUGUUUGGUUUUGUGUUUUAUAGUAGUACAGUAGUUGAGCACAAAAUCUUUGAAAUGACAGUUUGACAAAGAAAAUCUUUUAUUUUAUGAUAUAUAGCCUAAUGUAGAUGUAUACAUAAAUAUGUAUAUAUAUAAUAUAUAUAAAUAGAUGUAGUUUUUUGAAUUGUGUGUAAUAGAUGGAGUUAUUGAAUUUGAUUGAUUUGAUUUGAAUUGAUUUAAUGGAUAUAGUUAUUAAAAUCAAAUGAAUUAAAUGGUGGU